Pectinophora gossypiella (pink bollworm) is the source of this 608-nucleotide messenger RNA. RefSeq lists its product as uncharacterized. Lineage: Eukaryota; Metazoa; Arthropoda; Insecta; Lepidoptera; Gelechiidae. The coding region runs from base 102 to 491 and encodes 129 amino acids. The transcript is spliced from 2 exons. The record is from RefSeq and is a predicted model, not a curated record.
CCUAUUGUAAUGAGAGGCGUCGCCCGCCACGUGUGUUCCGAGUUGGCGACUUAGUGUUUGCAAUCAAGUACUCCCAGUCGACUGGAAAACUUGACCAUGGCAUGAGAGGGCCAUAUAAGAUUGUGAAGGCUCUACCAAGCGGGCGCUAUGAAAUGAAAUUGCUGACCGGAUCGUACGGCAAAACGACACAAGCAGCUGCAGAGUAUUUAGUGCUCUGGAAAGGAGAAUGGUGCCCCGAGUCAUGCGCCAGCUUCUUUGAAAAUACUGAAGAAGUGAAUGAUCCUAGUCCAGGUCCCUCCUCUGCAUCGGGACCUGCUACAUCACAACGAGCAGGGGAUGAUGACAUGAUGGCAUCGGGGGCCUCCACAGCGCCGUCGGGCGCAGCAGGUCUAUCCAUGCCGGAUUUGAAUGACUGGACUGAAGUGCAAGGAGACCAUGCAAAGAAAGGUGUUGUCGGGGACGACGCACGAUCAGGAGAGGCCGUGUUGUAGAAGUACCGCCAUUUUGCUUACCCCUCUAUAUAAACCGCCCGCGCGGUAUGCUCGGGCUCACUUGUUUGGCGGCGCUCGAGGUGUUCGGAUCGUGUUCGACGUGAUUUGUAAGGCCUC